This is a messenger RNA of Leptinotarsa decemlineata (Colorado potato beetle), 1053 nucleotides long. RefSeq lists its product as uncharacterized. The record is from RefSeq and is a predicted model, not a curated record. Lineage: Eukaryota; Metazoa; Arthropoda; Insecta; Coleoptera; Chrysomelidae.
GAGAUUCUUACGUAUCAUUGGGCCACCUCUUUAAAAUUUCAAAGCAAGCAAUAUCAGCUGACAUUGUACCGGAAGUCUGUGAUGCCCUGACAGUAGCGCUACGAGAUUACGUAAAGGUACCCCGAAGUACAGAAGAAUGGGACUGUGUUGAAAAAUUGUUCAAUGACAAAUGGAACUAUCCUAACUGUGUGGGUGUCAUAGAUGGAAAACACAUAAAUAUUCAAGCACCAGCAAACUCAGGCACAGAACAUUAUAAUUACAAGGGUUUUUUUAGUAUUGUGUUGCUUGCUGUAGUGGAUGCAAAUUACAAUUUCAUAUACGCGAACGUUGGUUGUCAGGGAAGAAUUUCAGAUGGUGGAGUUUUUAAUAGUACAUACUUUAAGAAAUGUUUAGAUGACAACACUAUUCACCUUCCCCCUCCACGCCCUUUGCCGCAAUUAAGUCUUCCGGUGCCAUAUGUCUUUGUAGGAGACGAAGCUUUUCAACUAACCACAAAUCUUAUGAAGCCAUUCUCUGGAUUGCAUGACAAAGGAACAAAAAAAAGGAUAUUCAACUACCGGUUAAGUAGGGCUCGAAGAGUUUCAGAAAAUGCAUUCGGUAUAAUGUCUUCUCGUUUUCGUAUAUUUAGAAGACCAAUUUUAUUGCAGCCAAGUACAUCAAAAAAAGUAACAUUGGCUGGAGUUUAUUUACAUAACUAUUUGAGGAAAAGCGGAUCAAGAAAUAUGUACUGCUCCGUUGGGAUGUUGGAUAUGGAGUGUUCUGACAGUGGAGAAGUCACUCCAGGUAUAUGGAGACGAGAUUCAUCAAGUUGUCAAAUGAAUGAUUUGCCUACAGUUCCCAGGAGAAGUUGUUUUGAGGCUCAAACAGUGAGAGAGGAAUUAGCAGAAUAUUUCAUCAGUGAGCAAGGGAAACUCCACUUCCAGUAUGAUAAGUGAUUUGAAUACGAUUGAUUGUUUAAUUUCUUUCAUUUUGUUUUUGGUUCUUCUUUCAAGAUAUAUGUUCGGAAUAAUAUAUGUAUGCAAUUAAGUCAAAAAUAAAAAAAAUGCGUUAAUA